Molecule: messenger RNA, 1868 nt
Organism: Periconia digitata
Lineage: Eukaryota; Fungi; Ascomycota; Dothideomycetes; Pleosporales; Periconiaceae
Source: the annotation of a GenBank genome assembly
CGAUGAGAGAUGCGCGCGCAUCAUCGGGUCCUUUUUUGUUGUUUUGCGGCUCUUCCUCUCCCGCUCGGAAAGAAGCUUGGACCCGGAUCCAGACUGUCGGGUUCAUCAUCCCACCUCACCUCACCAACCACGUCACAUCUUCGAACCGUCUGUCCAAACAUUUCUCCACUUCUCGCUUUUCCCUUUCCUCGUCCACCCGCACGGCUGUGUCCUCCAGCAUGAUUUUCCUUGCUGCUUUCCUUGCACUUAUACUCUCCAUAGUCUUAUCCCUCGUUUUCCUUCCAAGAUCCCUCCGCUUUGGUGGAGAGCUGCUGGGCCGCUACUUGCGCCGAGCAUCCCGCACAAGACGAGAAUUACUGCUUUCCAGAGUAAACACUGAGCAACGUGCAUAUGAAGCAGAUCACAAGGCAAAGAGAGAUCAUGGAGAAGAAGAUGACGACUGGGAAGAGGUAGAGGCUUACAAGGUGGGCAGUGCGGAAAAUGGCGGGAAAGCUGAUCGAGACUGGAGCGGAGUAGUGGGCUUUUUACACCCCUUCUGCAAUGCGGGAGGCGGCGGCGAACGCGUCUUAUGGGCCGCUAUCCGUGCAACUCAGAAACGCUGGCCGGAAGCUAUUUGCGUCGUGUAUACUGGCGACCACGAUGUCAACAAAGAUGAUAUACUCAAGCGCGUCAAGGACCGAUUCAAUAUUCAUCUCCAUCCUCCGACUGUACACUUUCUCUACCUCACGACUCGUCACUACGUUCUCAGCAGUACCUGGCCCCGUUUCACGCUGCUGGGCCAAUCGAUCGGCUCUGUGAUUCUAGCGUACGAUGCUUUCAGCCUUUUGGUGCCAGAUAUCUUCGUGGAUACCAUGGGAUAUGCGUUUUCGCUUGCAUUCUCUUCGCUCCUCUUUCCGACCGUGCCGACUGGCGCAUAUGUUCACUAUCCUACCAUCUCAACCGACAUGCUCAGCUCGCUGGACGCAGGAGGCCAAGGCAUCAAUGCGGGAACCGGACAAGGUUAUCGUGGUCAAGCGAAGCGCCAAUACUGGCAACUAUUCGCAAAGCUCUACUGCAAAGUCGGUAGCACAAUAGAUGUCGUAAUGACGAAUUCUACAUGGACACAGACACACAUCAAAUCCUUAUGGAGCCCCUACCGGAACCGCCGGAACUCAACGACCACAGAUGACAUAGAUGUUGUGUUCCCGCCCGUCGCCGUCGAAGACGUCGAGACAGUCAUCGACAUCUCUCCUGAGAGUGAAAAGAAACGCGGUCCCUACAUUAUCUAUAUAGCACAAUUCCGACCGGAGAAGAAUCACCAGCUCAUCAUAGAAGCAUUCGCUUCAUUCCUUGCCUCAAAUCCAAAACUCCCCUCAUACCCAGACGAAAAGCCAAAGCUCAUCCUUAUUGGCUCUGUUCGAGGUGCCGAUGAUGCCACGCGUGUGUACAAUUACCGUCUUCUCGCUCACGAACUGAACAUCAAGAACCAAGUCGAGUUUGUGUGCGAUGCCAAGUGGCCUGAGAUGUUGGAUUGGAUGCAGAGAAGCAGCGUGGGCGUUAAUGGCAUGUGGAACGAGCACUUCGGCAUCGGCGUGGUCGAGUAUCAAGCUGCCGGCCUGGUCAGCGUGGUCAAUAACAGCGGCGGUCCGAAAUUAGAUAUCGUGGUGAAAAUCGAUGGAAAGCCCACAGGCUUCCACGCUUCCACGGCCGCUGAAUAUGCAGAUGGCUUCCAGCAAGCGCUUUCGCUAUCGCCGGAUGAAACACUCGCCAUGCGUCAUAGAGCCAGGGCAUCAGCGGGUCGUUUCACAGAUCAAGGAUUUGCGGACAAGUGGCUGCAAAACAUGGACACGCUCAUAAAACUCCAGAUUUCGCGUUCCGUCCGACCGUGA